Messenger RNA from Hyposmocoma kahamanoa, 2025 nucleotides. RefSeq names its product X-ray repair cross-complementing protein 6-like (gene Irbp). Gene Ontology annotation, biological process: cellular response to gamma radiation; double-strand break repair via nonhomologous end joining; cellular response to X-ray. The record is from RefSeq and is a predicted model, not a curated record. The transcript has a single exon. Gene Ontology annotation, molecular function: damaged DNA binding; double-stranded DNA binding; telomeric repeat DNA binding. Gene Ontology annotation, cellular component: nucleus; Ku70:Ku80 complex. Bases 237 to 2000 code for a protein of 587 amino acids. NCBI's taxonomy places the organism in Eukaryota, Metazoa, Arthropoda, Insecta, Lepidoptera, Cosmopterigidae.
UUUUGUUUUAAGUAGAUGUCUUUGUAGCCAAUGCUAAAAAGUUUUUUGACAGCGCACUGCCGCCAAACAAAAUCAUAGUAGCAGUAGCAAUAGUAGAUAAUUUGUGAAACAAAAUACUCUGCCUGUGUGUCGGUGACUUCACAAUUUUAUAUAAAUCACACUUUAUGUUUUAUAUUUUUUUUCACUUCCUUGCAUUAGUCUGACUACUCUGGACCGGCAUUCAUUGAGUAUAUAAAAUGGAUUUAAGUGACGAUAAUGAUGAAGAAAUUGCGUCGUGGAAGGGUGUACCUGGUGUAGUUGUUCUGCUGAAUGUAUUUGAUAAGAAUACCGCUACAGUGGCUCAUGUCGCUACAUGUCGAAUGUUGCGACAUUAUUUGAGGUCAUCAAGCUCUGUACUACUUGGGGUUUGCUUAUAUGGUACAGAAGAUGUGAGCGUUUCAGCGUUUGGAACAAAAAGCGUUAUAGAUUUAAUACCCUUAACUGCUCCCAACCUCAACGACUUCAAAAAAUUUCGCGAAGUAGAUGUUUCCAGUUAUGAGCCACCAAAAGAAUUGAAAAUGUCUGAUGCUUUGGGGGCGUGCAGUAUAAUGUUCAGAAACUGUAAGAAGCAGUUGUUAUCUCGCACUAUUAUUAUUCUAACCAGGAUUGACGUCGCACCAAUUGACCAAAAACCGACAUUAAUACGAGUUAGAGAUUUAGUGGAUUUCAACACAGAUAUAAGAAUCAUUAACAUUGCUGAAGAUGAAUAUGAAGCACACGAGUUUUAUACAAAAUUUUUAAAAGAAGCAAACAAAGGUAAAGACAUUGACAUUCCAAAACCAAUAUGGGAUGCAAAGGAAAUUGAGAAAAUUAUGCAUUUGCAAAGCCAUAGAAAUUUGGCUGUUGCUAAGCUUAAAUUUCAGAUUGAAGAAGGAUUUGCUAUUGGAGUUGCGGUCUACAAACUCUCAACUAAAACUCAGCACAAAAAGACCAACUUAGAUAGAACAGAUAAUGCCGUUGUCAAGAGUACAACCAAAGCAGUAAAAGUUUGUAAAUCAAAUAAUGAUGAAACAUCUAUGGAGGUUGAUGACGGAGAAGAUAGUGGCCUAAAAACAAUGCCAUUGCUAAAAUCAGAAACACUGUAUUACCAAGAAUUUGGAGGUGAGAGAGUAGAAUUCACAGAUGCAGAAAUGAAGAUGUUGAAAAACCCAUUUGGCCCUCCAAUGAUUAAAUUAUUGGGAUUCAAGCCAACGGAUAUAAUGUGUAAAGAAAAAUGGUUUUUAAAGACAGGGUAUUUCUUAUUUCCCAAUGACAGUAUUAUUGAAGGAUCUACAGUGGCAUUUAAAGCAAUGCAUCAAGCUUGUGUUGAAACCAAAAUGGUUGCAAUUAGUGUUUUGAGCACAAGGGUGAAUGCUAAGCCUUCUAUAGUAGCUCUUGCUCCAUGCACACAUCCUCUUGGUCUGGAUGUGGAAAUUGGCUUUGAUGUCAUCCAUAUACCUUUUGUAGAAAAUGUAAGAGACCUACCUGAAGUUGAGGAUGAUGAGGAAACAGGAAUUUCAAGAGAGCAAAAAGGCCUCAUGAAAGAUAUGUUGGAAACACUAAAGUUUGAUUACAAAUCAGAUAUGUUUGAGAAUCCAAAAUUGCAAUGUGAGUACAGAGCUGUGGAAGCAAUUGCUUUGGAGGAAGAUGAUCUUGAACCAUUUGUGGACACUACUAAGCCUAGCAAUGACAGAUUAGAAGACAUUCAUGCAGAUAGUUUUGAAGAGCUAUUUGGGCCAUUUGAAAUAUCUGCUCCUAAGAGAUCUAUACCAAAAGAUUCAGGUGGAAAUCCUAAAAAAGCAAAAACAGAAGACUUUGACGAGUCAACUUUGAAAUACAGGGUUGAAAGUCAAAGUGUUGACAAAUAUACAGUGGCACAACUGAGAGAUGUGUUACGACUAAUAGUUACAUCAGAAAAACUAGCUUUGAAUGGCCUGAAAAAGUCACAACUUGUUGAACUAGUAUACAAACACUAUAAGUAAAAGAAAUAUUGUUAAAGCUGCAUAG